AUGAACGUUGACCCUCACCGGUUCGCCGGUGCGGUGUCCACGCCAACAACACACACUUUCAACAUGCGCACAAGUGAAGAGGUAGAGCAACCCAGUUCGACAAUAGCACCCUAUUACACAUCACUAAAUGGAGUCAACCAGCCCUUGAACAUGGCCUUCAAGGACGCCCUCUGGCUAACCCUCGGCGGCUUCGGCCUCAUCAUCCUCUUCAUUCGAUUCAUGGAGAUUCUUUGGGCCAAGCUACGCCACGUUUCUGCCAUGUCCGACCCUCGGGAAAAACAGACCUACUGGAAAAUCUCGCAAUGGAGCUGGAUGCCCGGUCUGAAAACUAACCUCAUAUAUGCGCCUCUCUGGAAGAAGCGCCACAACCGCGAGAUUCGUCUUUCGUCUGCUAUCAACGUCGGAACCCUGCCCUCGCGACUGCACAUGGUCAUCAUCAUGAUCUAUCUCGGCAGCAACAUGGCCUACAUGUUUAUCCUCAACUGGACAAACGAAAACAAGUGGGCAUUCUGUGCCGAGCUGCGAGGUCGAGCCGGUGUUCUUGCUCUCGUCAACAUGGUGCCUCUCAUUAUCUUGGCCGGCCGCAACAACCCCCUCAUUGCCAUGCUCAUGAUCAGCUUCGACACGUAUAAUCUGCUGCACAGAUGGAUGGGUCGAAUUGUUGUCUUCGAGGCAGUGGUUCACACCAUUGCUUGGUCCAUCCCCGCCCUUGCUGACGGAGGCUGGCGCAAUGUCCAGGAAAAAUUCAACACCGACCUCUUCGUCAGCUCUGGCACUGUCGGCACAGGUGCUCUAUUUUUCCUUCUCCUCCUCAGCGUUUCUCCUUUCCGCCAUGCAUUCUACGAAACAUUUCUCAACCUGCACAUCCUUCUUGCUCUCGUUUCUUUCGUCUGCACCUGGAUACACUGCGCUAGCUCCGUCGUCCACGUAGGAGGCCUGCCCCAGCUGCCCUGGAUCAUUGCUGUCGUCAUGAUGUGGCUGCUUGACCGUCUCGCUCGCAUUGUCCGUCUCAUGUACGCAAACUGGUCUGACAAGGGCUUCACCGACGCUCUUUGCGAAGAAUUGCCCUGCGACGCCGUCAGAGUCACUCUCCGCCUUCCACGCUACAUGGCCAUUGCCCCCGGCAGCCACGCCUACCUCCGCUUCUGGGGCAUCAACUCUUGGGAAAGCCAUCCCUUCUCCAUUGCCUGGGUCGACCACGAAACGUACAAUAGCCUGCCAAUCUCCACCGAGAAGGAGCCUCUCAAUGCUGUCGACAAAUCCAACACAUAUACUAAUGUGUCCUUUGUCAUUGGCGCUCACACCGGCUUCACGCGUAACCUGUUCAAUCGGGUAAAGGGAGUCCACGGUGGCAUCCGCAUCAAAGCCGCCCUCGAAGGACCGUAUGGCGGCCAUCACUGCCUCGACUCCUAUGGACACUGCGUCCUCUUUGCCGGCGCAACCGGCAUUACGCACCAAAUUUCCUACCUACGCUACUUCCUAGAGGGCUACAACGCCGGCAUGGUCGCUACGCGCAGACUAACGCUCGUCUGGGUUAUACGAAAUGGCGAGUGCCUCGACUGGGUCCGCCCAUAUAUGGACGCUCUUCUGCGCAUACCUAACCGCAGAGAUAUUCUCCGCAUCUACCUCUUUGUUACGCGUCCGACUGCACUGGAGAGCAUUGUCAGCCCUAGUUUCACCGUCAAGGUGAUUCCCGGUCGUCCCAAUGUGCCCCUGAUCCUCGUCAAAGAAGUACAAGAGCAAAUUGGUGCCAUGUGCGUCACGGUCUGUGGACCAGGUGGCCUUGCUGAUGAUGUACGUUCUGCCGUGCGCGCUGUGCAAGGACACACGGUUGUCGAUUUCGUCGAGGAAAGCUUUACAUGGUGA
Molecule: messenger RNA, 1866 nt
Organism: Cordyceps militaris CM01
Lineage: Eukaryota; Fungi; Ascomycota; Sordariomycetes; Hypocreales; Cordycipitaceae
Product: metalloreductase, putative
Exons: 1
Coding region: 1-1866 (621 amino acids)
Biological process (GO): iron ion transport; copper ion import; intracellular iron ion homeostasis
Cellular component (GO): plasma membrane
Molecular function (GO): ferric-chelate reductase activity
Source: RefSeq, a predicted model, not a curated record